CCUCAAAGAAGUAGGAGAGCCCCCAGCUGCCUGGCCUGGAGCUCUAAGGAUGGACCCCAUUGCGCCUGCUUGCACCACCCCUGUGCCAGCAUUGUCUUUAUCCCUAGCUCCAGCAGCGUCAGCCCAAGCCUCCCAGACACUCCCUGGCCCAUUAGGGCCUUCAGUCUUUUUGGCCUCUGGACAAGUACAUGAGAGUGCAAGAGGGCUCUGCCCAUGGAGACCCUGGCUGGCCUCCACCAGCGAACCGGCAAAGCAGGUGAGGACGCCACUGCAGCGGGCUGCUGAUGGGGCACCAGCCGCUGAGGUCACCAAGGCUGAAUCUGGGUUCCAUCACCCAGUCAGGCUCUACUGGCCUAAAUCUCGCUCCUUUGACUACCUGUACAGUGUAGGGGAGAUUUUACUGAACAACUUCCCUGUCCAGGCCACCAUCAACCUGUAUGAGGACUCAGACAGUCAAGAGGAAGAGGAGGAAGCGGAGGAGGAGGAAGAGGAAGAUGACAAAGAAGAAGAGACAGAAAAGGCCCAUGAAAAGGGGCAGGAAGGGUGUGGGAAGGUACCCGGGUCCUCACCACCUAGAGCCAUGGCUCAUCUUGCUUCCCCUGCCGCUGACCUGUCCAAAGUGAUACACCUUGCCAGUGAGAGUCUGAUCAGGAGUUGGGAUGCCUGGCCAGGUUCCCUGGGCCCCAAGGAAUGA
Messenger RNA from Ochotona curzoniae (black-lipped pika), 694 nucleotides. RefSeq names its product ripply transcriptional repressor 1 (gene RIPPLY1). Lineage: Eukaryota; Metazoa; Chordata; Mammalia; Lagomorpha; Ochotonidae. The transcript has 4 exons. Bases 50 to 694 code for a protein of 214 amino acids. The record is from RefSeq and is a predicted model, not a curated record. Gene Ontology annotation, cellular component: nucleus. Gene Ontology annotation, biological process: negative regulation of transcription by RNA polymerase II; embryonic pattern specification.